Molecule: messenger RNA, 363 nt
Organism: Didymella exigua CBS 183.55
Lineage: Eukaryota; Fungi; Ascomycota; Dothideomycetes; Pleosporales; Didymellaceae
Exons: 1
Coding region: 1-363 (120 amino acids)
Source: RefSeq, a predicted model, not a curated record
AUGACGAUACCAACACAGGCCAAAUUCUGCAUUGAGUGUGGAGUAUGGCUUCACAGUGAUCUGGAAUGGAACAGGCAUAGUGCCCAGCACGCCAAACGUCCAGACAUCAUUUAUGGUCCGAUCACUGCUGAAGGCAUCCUUGCAGCGCCUCGCCGGUGUCCGUACUGCAUGACACAGGGUCGUUUCGUGCAAAUGGAAAAUCCGAGCCAUUAUGCCGAGCACAUUGAGGAUCACAUCAACAAGCAGGUGGAUAAUAGCAUUGGGCAGGGCGUCCAAUGCCCACAUCAUUCGUGUCCAACGAAGGACUUCAGUAAGAAGGAAUUGCGGGAUCACUUCAAUACUGUUCAUGGCAUUGUACUUUGA